UUUUAGACAGGGUCAGAUUUGGUGAUAAUUACCUUAAUCUAAUCCGACUUAAUUGGGGCUUAGAGCUCAAAGUAUUUAAGUAUAUAUCUUCUGCCGUGGGAAUAUACGAGGCCCCAGGGCAUAAAUUAUUGAAAGCAAAUCAUUCUUUGUGAACGUAAACAAAGAAGAUGGAAGAAAGUCGGGGAGAGAGAUAAGACUACGGAGUUGGGCAUUUUCUGGGCUUGUUUGAACUUUGAAAAGAGAAGAAGAAAACCCCAUAAGCAGAAGAAAAUGGAAGGGUGUUGGAAGUUGAUGGGAGUGGCAGUCCUUUGUAUUUAUUGGCUUCCUAUCUGGGGCUUCGCGGCGGAACGACAACUGCGGUUUGGGAAAAGUAGGGAGUUCAAGAUACUGCAAGUGGCGGACAUGCAUUUUGCCAACGGCAAGACCACGCCUUGUGAGAACGUGCUCCCGAGACAGGUCGCCUCUUGCUCCGACCUCAACACCACCGCCUUUCUCCGCCGCAUGAUCCUCGCCGAGAAACCCCAUCUCAUUGUUUUCACCGGGGAUAAUAUCGUUGGGGCUGACGCUACGGAUGCGGCCAAGUCUUUGAAUGCUGCAUUUGCGCCAGCAAUCUCAUCCAACAUCCCAUGGGCUGCCGUUCUCGGGAACCAUGAUCAGCAAUCUACUACCCUCUCAAGGGAAGGGGUGAUGAAACAUAUAGUUGGCCUGAAGAACACAGUGUCUCGGGUCAAUCCUGUGGAAGCCCACAAUAUUGAUGGUUUUGGGAACUAUAACAUCGAGGUUGGUGGGGUUGAGGGCUCUGGUUUUGAAAACAAGUCGGUUCUCAAUCUGUACUUCCUUGACAGUGGAGAUUAUUCCACCGUUUCUUCCAUCCCUGGCUAUGGUUGGAUUAAACCCUCUCAACAACUAUGGUUUGAACGCACUUCUGCAAAGCUUCGGAGAGCAUACAUGGACAAGCCAGAGGCUCAGAAAGGACCUGCACCGGGGCUUGCAUACUUUCACAUUCCGUUGCCGGAAUUUGCAAGUUUUGACUCGACCAACUUCACUGGUGUGAAACAGCAACGCAUUAGCUCUGCUUCUGUGAACUCUGGCUUCUUCACGACCAUGGUAGCUGCAGGGGAUGUGAAGGCAGCUUUCACUGGCCAUGAUCAUGUCAAUGACUUCUGUGGCAAGCUAAACACUACACAGCUCUGUUAUGCUGGGGGAUUUGGAUACCAUGCUUAUGGGAAGGCUGGAUGGUCAAGGAGAGCAAGGGUGGUGGUAGCGAACUUGGAGAAAACAGAAAAGGGUGGUUGGGGUGCAGUAAAGUCAAUCAAAACAUGGAAGCGCCUUGAUGAUCAGCAUCUCACUGCUAUAGAUGGUCAGGUCCUCUGGAGCAAGAGCUCUGCCGCUGCAGGGGAUGUGAAGGCAGCUUUCACUGGCCAUGAUCAUGUCAAUGACUUCUGUGGCAAGCUAAACACUACACAGCUCUGUUAUGCUGGGGGAUUUGGAUACCAUGCUUAUGGGAAGGCUGGAUGGUCAAGGAGAGCAAGGGUGGUGGUAGCGAACUUGGAGAAAACAGAAAAGGGUGGUUGGGGUGCAGUAAAGUCAAUCAAAACAUGGAAGCGCCUUGAUGAUCAGCAUCUCACUACUAUCGAUGGUCAGGUCCUCUGGAGCAAGAGCUCUGCCGUUUGCUCUGAACAGGACCCCGCAGAAAAAAACAAAUUGGUGGCACUUGAGUAGCAGGCAUAUGAAAAACAAUUACUAUAUACGUACAAGUUCAUACCUAACAAGUUGGCUGUGAGAAAUAAAGUUUUGGAACUGGUUUGUUGGGAACAUUUUAAUGUGUCGUUGUACUAUAAAGUUAUCUAAACAUUAUGUAUGGCAUACGUAUCGAUCGAUCUUGAGAAUUAGUGAAACUACAGGAGGUAACGGAUGAAUUUGUAUGCCAUGUAAUUGUGUGUUCGAAUAUUGUAUUCAGAUCUGAAUAAAGUUUGGAUAUUUAUGUAUUAAGGCUGGUUGUAUUUUUGAACAUUGUGAUGAAUUUGUA
Molecule: messenger RNA, 2029 nt
Organism: Alnus glutinosa
Lineage: Eukaryota; Viridiplantae; Streptophyta; Magnoliopsida; Fagales; Betulaceae
Product: probable inactive purple acid phosphatase 29
Exons: 5
Coding region: 271-1722 (483 amino acids)
Cellular component (GO): cytoplasm
Molecular function (GO): hydrolase activity, acting on ester bonds
Source: RefSeq, a predicted model, not a curated record